Haplochromis burtoni (Burton's mouthbrooder) is the source of this 3153-nucleotide messenger RNA. RefSeq names its product dehydrogenase/reductase SDR family member 7. Bases 959 to 2017 code for a protein of 352 amino acids. The transcript is spliced from 6 exons. The record is from RefSeq and is a predicted model, not a curated record. Lineage: Eukaryota; Metazoa; Chordata; Actinopteri; Cichliformes; Cichlidae.
UAUCAACACAACAUCACACCAAACACUAUGCAGAUACAGCAAGACCCAAUCCAAUGCACGUCUUCAUAGAAGCUUAAAAAUCCUUGUGAGGUUAUUCUUUCACAAAUCUUCUUGUAGGAGUCUUUGGAAUCACGCUUGGGCACUCAUACUCAGACUUCACCUGAAUAACCAACCGUCUAAUGAAAUAACGUUCUUAAUAGCCCACCAGUUUUGUCCAGGCCCUGGAAUCACAAUUUUAAUGUGAUGAGACUAAGUCUCAAUUUUAGCUGUUUCUAAAUCAUGGUGAAUUUACUGACAGUCACCUGUUUGUGUUUCAUGCACUUUGCAGCUUCAGUUUUAAUUAUAUAUAUUUUUAACAUGUUUCUGAGACACAGAAAAACAACAACCACUAUGUAAGUUUCAAAGACUUUUGAAAUUGGUGUAAAUUCUUGACCCUUAUUCUUCAUAACCUCUGAAAUUCUUUGUGGCAAGCUUGAUAUCAACUUCCUUCCUAUUGGUGUCAAGAUUGACUCAUAGUUUAAAAAAAAAAAAAAAAAGGCCUCAAAGACUAACUUCUUACAAUGAGCAAUUUGAUGACACUUUGGUGCAUUUUCAAGCAUGAUGGAAAACCAUGUCUCUAGGCUAAAGUAAUAUUUAAAUGGUUCAAAUAUCAUCAAAUUAACAUUUUGGAUCCAUACACAAGAAAUAUGAUACAUUUGGUCUUUUGGGGUAAAAAGUGGGAACCCACAAGUUAAUCAGCUUUGAACUCUAACAAGGCGGGAAUGGAUCCCAAUCAGCCGAGAAACCACAGAGUGUUUUAAAAAUUAUGAAGAAGAAGAAUAAAGACUUUAAAUAUCGCUCUCUAGGUUUAAAUUUGAAAAUACUAGAGAGGAAGUGAUUACACAAGUGGUUACACUUUAACCACCUCUCAUUAUAGGUUGCGGUGUAGUUACUUAAAUCAUAAGUUUGUUGGUUGUGCAUGUGUGUUGUUUUACAAGGAAUGGAGUCCUGCACUGUAUCUGCACUGAGCUGCUUCAUAGCAUUUUGUUUACUUGUCUGUUUAAUUGGCUUCAUUUUCGCGGAUGCAGACUUCACUCUGCUUUGGGCAAGUCUGACAGGGCAAAGGCCAGAGAGGAAGCUGAAAGGGCUGGUGGUGUGGAUCACUGGAGCAUCCAGCGGUAUUGGAGAAGAGCUGGCCUACCAGCUGGCAAAGUGCGGCUCACGUCUCAUCCUGUCUGCCCGCCGUGAGGAUGAGCUACACAGAGUGAAACGCCAUUGCUUAGAGACCUCUGAACUUAAGGAUGAGGAUAUUCUUGUUCUUCCACUUGAUUUGCUGGAGAGGAGGUCACAUGAGACAAAAACAAAAACUGUGAUUGGGUACUUUGGACACAUUGAUAUCCUCAUUAACAAUGGCGGUCGAAGUCAGCGCUCUCUGUUCUUGGAAACCAGCGUGGAUGUGUGCCAGGCCUUGAUGGAGCUCAACUUCUUCGGUACGGUCUCUCUAACCAAGCAGGUGCUGCCUCACAUGACGCAGCGAGGCAUGGGGAGCAUCGUGACUGUCAGCAGCCUCUUUGGCCUUACCGCUGCGCCUCUUGCAACAGGUGCCUCUGCUAGCAAGCAUGCACUUCAGGGUUUCUUUAAUUCCCUUCGAACUGAGCUGACUGACUAUCCAAAAAUACUAAUUAGCACAGUGUGUCCAGGGCCCGUCCAAUCACAAAUCGCCAAAAAUGCCUUUACAGCAGAAAUAAACAAGCCUCCACCCACAGUUGGACAUCUGAAGAGGAUGCCAACAGAUCGCUGUGUGCGUUUAAUGCUAGUGGGAAUUUCCAAUGGUGUCAAGGAGAUGUGGAUCUCUCAGCAGCCCAUGCUCCUGCUUUACUACACCUGGCAGUAUGCGCCCACAUUCGCCUGGUCCGUGUCCGACAGGUUGGGCAGAAAAUGGGUGCAGAAUUUCAAAGCUGGUCGGGUAGGUACAGAAAGUUUUUAUGGUGCAAAAUUCCCUUGUAGAUAUAUUAUUUACACAUUAGUGUACGUCUGAGAAAUUCAAACAUCACCAUAUUUUUACCAAAUACUCUGAUCAAUAUGAGUAUAUAUUUGGGCUUUAUGAGUUAGUAAAAACCUUUUUUCAUAAUAUUUGUUUUACACAUUUUGACUUGGUCAGGAGCAUGCAGGUGAACAUGCAGCUUUUUUCCACUUUACUUGGGGCACAUCAGAUGCUGCCAUUUCUUUCUGCAACAUUUGUGCUGCUGCAGUAUUCUGCAAGGUUAGCUGUGCUAGAUUAGACCUGAGACUGGUGGGUUCUCACUGUGUGAACAGGCUGAAAAUACUUGAAUAAAGUUGAACUAUGUGUGCAGCGCUGUCUCUUAACAGCUGGGAGGCUCUAGCUUCUACUGACCUUGGUUGAGUCUAAUAAGAAGAAGGCAGUGUCUAGGGUAUGACAGUGAGCAUGACUACUUCCCCCUGGUGCUGACUGGAUAACUGACUGACCAGUGUGUCUGGUGGCCUCUGCUGGACAGUGACAGCUGAGGGCCAUGCAGAAAGGUCAUGCCACUACUGGCUAGCCAUUGUGGAUUCACUUGCUUGGGAUGGAGGAGGAUCAUUUUGGGACCAAAAGAAAAAGAGGAAACACUAUAAAGACUUACAGAAUCUAAACAUUCCUCUACAGUGAAAUAGUUGGGCAAUGUAAGGGGCAUGCUUGUGACCAAUAAAGUAUCUCAAGAUUUACAGAUGUUAACAUGAUAUAUAUUCAGACAAUUUUCAACCUUGAAUAAAAGAAUUUUUCAUUUUUGGUGCAAAUCAAGUGCUGACAGUUAGCGUCUUCUUUUGUAGGAUGCAGACUCUGCAAACUUGACUAAACCGAAGACCUCCUGAAAAUCACAUCCUCAAGAGGAAAUUGCAUUCCUAAUGUUGGACUUUGUAUUUUUUUUCUCCUUUUUUCAAAAUUUCUGCUUUCAUGUCAUGUCACCUUGGGAUGGCUGUUGCGGGCGAUAAACUGGCGAUGUAUAAAUGAAAUUGAAUUGAGUCUUGAAGUAAAUAUUUAGAGACAUAACUGGUUUGAAAGCUCCGUGCCCUCUUCCUAUCUUAAAUGAAAUGUUUGUAACCAAUAAUCAACUUGUGGUACACAGCCUUGAAGAAUGGACAACAAGCUAUAAAGACUAUAUUAAGAAUGGCAAU